UAGUAGUACUAGUAGUAGUACUAGAAUUAGUAGUAGUACUACUAGAGAUAGUACUAGAAGUAGCAGUAGUAGUGGUAAUACUAGAAUCAGUAGUAGUAGUACUAGAAGAAUUAGUACUAGUAGUACUAUAAUUACUAGUAGUAGUACUAGAAGUAGUAGUCGUAGUAGUAAUAGUACUGGAAUUAGUAGUAGUAGUACUAGAAGUAGUAGUACUAGUAGUAGUAGUAGUAGUAGGAGAAGGUCGAGGAGGAAAACGAAGUGGAACAAGAAAGAGGAGCAGCAGCAGAACGAUGUCCCCGGGGAAAUCGUUUGGGCGUCCAGGGGAACAGCCCUUGUGGAAGAGCUGCUACUUAGUGGAACUGGUAGUAUGUCGAAUCGUAGUCGCAGGAGCAGGAAUAGGAAGUUGGAAGGCAAGAACGAGCAGCCGCAGCAGCAGCAGCAGCAGCAGCAGCAGCAGGAGCAGCAGGAGCAGAAUGAGAUCGACGAGGAAAUAAUCUAUGUAUCCAAUGAGACAGCCCUGAUGGAGGCUAUGAUGUCGCCGGUGACGGCAACGCGGUCGUCAGUGACGAUAGUGGUGAGAGCGCACUUGUCCGGAACUGGUAGUAUGUCGAAUCGUAGUAGCAGGAGCAGGAAUAGGAAGUUGGAAGGCAAGAACGAGCAGCCGCAGCAGCAGCAUCAGCAGCAGCAGCAGGAGCAGAAUGAGAUCGACGAGGAAAUAAUCUAUGUAUCCAAUGAGACAGCCCUGAUGGAGGCUAUGAUGUCGCCGGUGACGGCAACGCGGUCGUCAGUGACGAUAGUGGUGAGAGCGCACUUGUCCUUCCCUUUGAACGUGGAGCUGCGAAUUAACGUUGACGCCAACAUUACUUUGAUGGGAGACUGCGGGCUACGCAGGUGCAUUAUAAAUGGGUGCAAUGGGGCUUUCUGCUACCGGCAUGAUGGGCAAUUAGGAAGGGGAUCAUUAUCUUGCUACAAUCUCGACUUUCAAUCGACGUGCAUGCAGCUCAACAACACGAGACUGGAAUUGCACAACUGCGCCUUUAGAGCGGGCACGCAGUUGUCCAUCUCCUACCCAUCAUCCAGAUUCAGGCCUGAGAUAGAUGGCUAUGGCGACAGCGAUAAGACUGGCUAUGGCUGCGAAGGCUGUGAGGGUGGCUAUCCGACACGAACGGUAGUGAUAGACAGGUGCUUCUUCGGGGAUCUCAGGGACGGGCUGCAGUUGAUGGGACUUCCCCGCUCCGUGUGCAUCUCGCGCUCUGUGUUCUUCUCCAAUCGCACGUGGGAGAUGGCGCUGACCAUCUCUUCGACGGGAGUUAGCCGGGACAAGAUUGUACGGUUCUUUGACUGCGAGUUCGGCUACGUUGACUCUGUCGGUACAUUCAAGACCGGGAACAUCAAACUGUCUGUCGAUCCGAUGUCAACCUCCUCCUCCUCCUCCUUCUCCUCCUCCUCCUCCUCCUCCUCCUCCUCCUCUACCUCCCCCUCGCCGUCCUUAUCACCACCACCACCUCCUCCUCCAUCUCCUGAUCCGCCAAUCGCGUCGUCAAUGCCGGCGGCAAGGGGCUUGAUAGCUUCUGCCGGCGCUCUUAGCGACGGGGGCGCUAGCGACGCCGGCCUUCCGGCUAUGGCGGCGUCGCAGAACACAACGAUAUCGUUCGUGAACUGCACGUUCCACAAACUAGCGUGCAAUCUUUCCGCCUUUCUAAUGGACAUCCACUCCUCGACUUCUUCAUCACUCGGCGAACUUCAAGGCGUUGUAAGCCCUCAAGUGAGAUUCUGCGGGGUGGAGUUCAGGCACGUGGCGGCGAUUGCGUCCGCCAACGACGACGAAGAACCACCUCCGCCGACGCCGUCUGUCAAUGGUGGCAAUCGACCGUCGUCAUCAUGUCCUGAAGCCGUCGACAUGGACGUCGAUUUGCUCUAUCCCGGAAAUCAGACGGUGGAUAUUGCGCAAUGCUCGUCCAGUGGCGGCGAAGAGGUGGGUAGUGGUGUCGUCCGCACGUGCAUCCGGAGGGCAGGUGUCGCUGACCCGAUGAUUGAUGUUGAGAACAACACCUCCGGUGCGUGUGCUGAGUGCAGUUACCUCGGUUUAUGCUGCAAUGCCACCCGGAUCCCGAUCGACGAAACAGCGGAAAGAUGGCCGCUGGAACCGUUCGAUACGCCGUUGGCGCCGCCAGCGCCGCCAGCCCCGCCGCCGGCGGGGGGCGGUAUUCGAAGGGCAGCAGAUGAAAGAGGCGGGAAACGCACGAGGGGCGGCAUGUUGGGCGGCCAUGCGGAAGCGGCGGCGCUAGCUAUCGCUAUCACGGCGGGCAGCGUCCUGUUGACUGCCACAGCAGCAUGUCUCGGAGCGCACGCCUGGAAGCAGAAGCGGCGGCGGCGGCGGCAGCCGCGCUCGUUGCCUCAACGUUUCUUCAACAAGGAGAAAGGACUUUCGCAGCCCCCGUCGGAGUUCCAGCGACUGCGGAGUUUCAGCUACAAAGAACUCAGCGAGGCGACGAACGGCUUUGCCACUGUCAUCGGCCAAGGCGGGAGUUCCGACGUCUAUAAAGCCAUCCUGGCAAACGGGGAGGUAGUUGCCAUCAAGUCGCUGAAGCGAGAGCGGUGGAGGAGCGAACGGGAGUUCCUCCAAGAAGUCAGCAUUCUGGGACGCAUUUCGCACACAAACCUUGUCAUGCUCGUUGGGUUCUGUACUGAGCAGGAUCGUUAUUUUCUUAUCUAUCAGUACGUAUCCAACGGCACACUAAGAGAUCAUCUCCACCAUGCUCCUCCUCCUCCUCCUCCUCCUCCUCCUCCUCCUCCUCCUCCUCCUCCUUCUUCUACUUAUCCUGCUCAUCCCGCUGCUGCUACUCCUCCUCCUCCUCCUCCUCCUCCUCCUCCUUGUUCAACUUCUCCUCCUCAUCCCGCUGCUGCUCCUACUCCGGCGGUUCCCGCUACUCUUUCUCCUUCGUCAGCAGCUGCUGCUGUUUCCAGUUCAGAAUCUCCUCCUCUUUCGCCUGGCUCGUUGGGAAUAGAGAAAGAUGGAGGAGGGGGUUUGGGCGCUCCACCACCAUCUCGGCGCGUCCUUGAUUGGCCCACGCGAGUGCGAAUCGCCCACGAGGUGGCGAUGGCGCUUGAGUACCUCCACCACUCUCUCUCUCCCCCGCUUGUUCAUCGAGACAUCAAGCCUGAGAACGUUCUGCUGCAAGGGGAUUUCUCUCCCAAGGUGGCGGACUUCGGUCUCUGUCGGACGAUCAAUCCGGACGUCAACAACUUGAUGACAGUUCCCGCCGGUACGCUGGGUUACAUGGCGCCAGAGAUCUUCGAAGGCUUCUCGGUGACUGAGAAGGUGGACGUUUACAGCUAUGGCGUCCUCUUGCUGGAGCUCAUUACGGGAAGAAGACCCUUCGGCAAGGACUUCGCCUUGGUGCCUUGGGUGAAGCGUCAGGUCACGGACGAGGAGUCGGCCAAGGAUGUGGCCGACCCCAAACUGCAGAGAGAAUUCGAUGGCAGUCAGUUAUACAUGCUGAUCGGGCUCGCGAGGAGGUGUUUGUCCGAGAGAAUGGAGCUAAGACCGACCAUGCGGAAUGUCGUAAGAGCUUUCGAAAGAAUACGGGGCCUCGAUCACGAGACCGCCGGUUCCAUGGAGAUGCUGGCUAUGGAAGCGACUCCAUGGCCGUUGCCAUUAUACCACGUGAAGUGGGCGAAGAAUGCCAACAGAGAAGGCGGAGAUCAACCGGGUGAUAACCAUGUGGAGGAGGAGGAAGAGAGGGAGAAGGCAGAGGAGAAAGACGAGGAGGAGGAGGAGGAGAGAGUAAGGGAGGCAAAGGAGAAAGACGAGGAGGAGGAAGAGGAGGAAGAGGAAGAGGAAUUGGUGGACGGAAUUCAUGAUCUAACAGGGCAGAACGAGAGGAGGAGGCGAAUCUCCCAUGCUCCUAGUGUAAUGGUCCAGUCCCCCAGGACUGCGUGGGCAUAUAGCUCUGGCACUAUGACCAGCCUUCACGGAGUGUCCUUGACUUCACUCCCGUAUUCGUCGGAUCUGGAGGAGGCUUUGCCCCUCGCAACCGUCGAUUUGCGGUAGAAAUGAUUGAUUGCAUCGUGGGAAAAAAAAAAGUAUCCUCGUCUUCAGUUUUAGUCCCCAUAGGGCCUCGCUCCACCUCUCUCGAAAUGUGCAAAACGAGA
Messenger RNA from Chara braunii, 4155 nucleotides. Lineage: Eukaryota; Viridiplantae; Streptophyta; Charophyceae; Charales; Characeae. The record is from the annotation of a GenBank genome assembly.